AUGAGCCGCACCUUCCGACGUGGGAAGCUUCGCUACUUCGCCUUAUGUUGCGUUGUUGGUAGUCUCCUCGGAGGAGCUUUGUCAGCAUCUGCGCCACCAGCCUGGUGGCGACAGGGUCGACCUCGGAGGAUCUUGGGAAGCAGGGCGGAGGCAGAGCUCCUCUCGCAGCUGGCGGUGCUGCUGAUGCCAGAUCAGCCUAUAGCUGAGGCUUUUCGUGAUUUUCCGUGUCAGAAAGGCAGCGAUUGGGGCACGAACAAGCUGUGCCCGGAUUUGGCAUUACACGGGGUGCUUGAGGCAACGGAUGCUGCACUGUUCAUCGAGUAUGAUGGCUACUUUCGGCACAUGAGCCCUUCCGGGCUGGCCAGGGACAUGCGCAAGACUAGUGCGCUCCUGAAGCUCGCUCCUGCGGGAUCUGUCGUAGUCCGCAUCGCGCACGAGAAACGAGAGUGGAAGGACAAGUCGUCACAAAUAGUGGUGGACUGCUGGUACCCCGAGCACCCGCCUUCCCUGGUAAAGGCCCUGAAGCAGGCUGCGACCUCUCUUCUACGGUGCUGUUCGGCACAACUGCUUCCAAAGACAGCUUCUCGUUUGGAGGGGUUUGCAGCAGAGCGGCUAGACCUGGAAGCAAGAGUCUUUGCCAAGGAUGCAGAAUUGAUUGGCAUGUUCAACUGCAGCAGCAAUUUGCAGGUCCAGGAGUUCUUGCAGAGGGCCUUGCUUGUCACCUCCGAACAAGCCGAAAAGUUAAUUGAAAGAUAUCCGCAGAUGCUGAGACGACGCGUGGAUGACCAUGUGACACCAACAGUCAAGUGGAUCAAGGGAUUGGGCCUGAGCCAGUCGCAGGUUGCCAAGGUGAUCGCAACCUUUCCGCGAGUGCUUGGGUAUAGCAUUGAGGCGAAUCUGAAGCCAACGGUCGAUUGGAUCAAGGGGUUGGGCCUGAGCCAGUCGCAGGUUGCCAAGGUGAUCGCAACCUUUCCGCAUGUGCUUGGCUACAGUAUUGCGGCAAAUCUGAAGCCAACAGUCGACUGGAUCGAGGGGUUGGGCCUGAGCCAGUCGCAGGUUGCCAAGGUGAUCGCAACGUUUCCGCAAGUGCUUGCAUAUAGCAUUGCUGCAAAUCUGAAGCCAACAGUCGAGUGGAUCGACGGGUUGGGCCUGAGCCAGUCGCAGGUUGCCAAGGUGAUCGCAACCUAUCCGCAAGUGCUUGGGUAUAGCAUUGAGGCAAAUCUGAAACCAACGGUCGAGUGGAUCAAGGGGUUGGGCCUGAGCCAGUCGCAGGUUGCCAAGGUGAUCGCAACCUAUCCGCAGGUGCUUGGAUUGAGCAUUGAGGCAAAUCUGAAGCCAACAGUCGAGUGGAUCAAGGGGUUGGGCCUGAGCCAGUCGCAGGUUGCCAAGGUGAUCGCAACCUAUCCGCAAGUGCUUUCAUAUAGCAUUGCAGCAAAUCUGAAGCCAACAGUCGAGUGGAUCGACGGGUUGGGCCUGAGCCAGUCGCAGGUUGCCAAGGUGAUCGCAACCUCUCCGCGAGUGCUUGGGUAUAGCAUUGAGGCGAAUCUGAAGCCAACGGUCGAGUGGAUCGACGGGUUGGGCCUGAGCCAGUCGCAGGUUGCCAAGGUGAUCGCAACCUAUCCGCAGGUGCUUGGAUUGAGCAUUGAGGCAAAUCUGAAGCCAACAGUCGAGUGGAUCAAGGGGUUGGGCCUGAGCCAGUCGCAGGUUGCCAAGGUGAUCGCAACCUUUCCGAAUGUGCUUGGCUACAGUAUUGCGGCAAAUCUGAAACCAACGGUCGAGUGGAUCAAGGGGUUGGGCCUGAGCCAGUCGCAGGUUGCCAAGGUGAUCGCAACCUAUCCGCAAGUGCUUUCAUAUAGCAUUGCGGCAAAUCUGAAGCCAACAGUCGACUGGAUCGAGGGGUUGGGCCUGAGCCAGUCGCAGGUUGCCAAGGUGAUCGCAACGUUUCCGCAAGUGCUUGGCUGCAGCAUUGAGGCAAAUCUGAAAGUGAAACAUUGCCUUUUGCGGAGGUAUUUCCCUGGGGAGAAUGCAGCCAUUUUUUUGCUCGCGCGAACACCCCGUCUCUGGAGCUACAGUCAGACUCGACUUCAGCAUCGCCUCGAUGUCCUGAAGUCUCAAGGUCAGCUUUCGAAGCUUGCGGGUGCCAUGGCCAUGUCACUGGAUGCCUUCAACCGCAGAUUCCCCAAGCCAGGCAGUCGCAAAGGUCUGGCUGGUGGUUCGAAGUAG
This is a messenger RNA of Symbiodinium sp. CCMP2592, 2223 nucleotides long. The record is from the annotation of a GenBank genome assembly. NCBI's taxonomy places the organism in Eukaryota, Dinophyceae, Suessiales, Symbiodiniaceae.